This is a messenger RNA of Electrophorus electricus (electric eel), 1309 nucleotides long. NCBI's taxonomy places the organism in Eukaryota, Metazoa, Chordata, Actinopteri, Gymnotiformes, Gymnotidae. The record is from RefSeq and is a predicted model, not a curated record.
CAUGUGAACAUCCAGCAUUGUGAUGUUUCUCAUUGUAGGAGCUCAGAAGUUUAAUGUGGAGGGUCCAGCUGUGCCUGUUUUUGCUGCUCCUGGUUCUGACAUCGUUCUGCCGUGUUCCAUCAAACCCACCAUGAGUGCUGUGGACAUGGAAGUGAAGUGGAGCAGAACAGACCUGAAUAACACAGUAGUGCAUCACUAUGAGAAUAAAGAAGACAAGAACAAUGGUCAGGAUCGUUCCUACAGAGGGAGAACAGCUCUGUUUGAAGAGAAGCUACAGUAUGGCAACACCUCACUGCUACUGAAGAACGUUAAAGUGUCUGAUGGAGGACAGUACACAUGUCGUGUUGAUUCUGUCCAUCAGCAAGAUCAUGUCAGUGUUCUGCUUAAAAUUGAAGCUGUUGGAAGAACCCCAGAGAUCACUGUACUGGGCACUGAUGCCUCAGGUGGGGUUCUUCUACAGUGUGACUCUAAGGGCUGGUGGCCUGCUAGUGGCCUGUACCUCCAGUGGCUGGACAGUAAAGGAGCAGAAUUGGCUAAAGUAACAGAGUCCUGUGGAGAUGAUAAAGGCUUUAAUGUGAGACUCCGCCUCACUGCACUCAAGAGUGACACCAACACCUACAUCUGCAGAGUGAAACGGGAGCAGAACAUGAUGCAGGAAAAGAUCAACAUCACUGAUCACUUGCCCAGGCCUGACUAUACAGCAGCCAUCGUUGUUCCAGUUGUACUGAUCCUGCUCUCAGCACUCGUGGGUGUCGUGUAUUACAGAAGGAGAGCUAAACAGGAAAGAGUGAAGAGAGACAUUGAGACAGCUGACUUGUGCAUGAGGAGAGGAGGUGAAGAUCGUCUCGGUGGGAUGAACUUCACUGAUGCUCAGUGGGCAUAUGUGGAACACACUCUACUUACUUCAGAAGAGGAUCUGGAGGAGUUUGACCUGAGCAAAUAUGACCAAUCAGAGGAAGGUUUUCUGAAGCUCCAGAAAGUGGUCAAAUCAUGCAGAAAAGCACAGUUGAGUAACUGUAAACUCACAGAGAAAAGCUGUGAGGUUCUGGCCUCAGUUCUCACCUCAAACUCCCAUCUCACAGAGCUGAACCUGAGUAACAAUAAACUGUGUGAUUCAGGAGUGAAGAAACUCUGUACUGGACUGCAGAGUCCAAGCUGUAAACUGGAGAAACUCAGGUUGUCUAACUGCAGUAUUAGAGAGGAAGGUUGUGCUGCUCUGCCUUCAGCUCUGAAGAAAAACCCCUCAUCACACCUGAGAGAGCUGAACCUGAGCUACAAUAAACCAAGAGACUCAGGAAAACUACAGUGA